AUGAUUCAUGAAUGGAUCAGUGAGGGUUUUAAUGUCAGAUCUGCUUAUGAUUGUCUCGCGAACACUUUGCAAUGGCUUCAGCCCAGAGUGGACAUGCAACUGGCGAUGAUUGGCAAUAGGAGGUCUAUCAAAAAGAUUGAAAAGGGAACAGAAGGCAGGGUUUUAGAGGGAUUGGCCACUUGA
This is a messenger RNA of Prunus armeniaca (apricot), 183 nucleotides long. The record is from the annotation of a GenBank genome assembly. NCBI's taxonomy places the organism in Eukaryota, Viridiplantae, Streptophyta, Magnoliopsida, Rosales, Rosaceae.